Messenger RNA from Cavia porcellus (domestic guinea pig), 570 nucleotides. It is a transcript of the gene Sel1l2, whose product is annotated as SEL1L2 adaptor subunit of SYVN1 ubiquitin ligase. NCBI's taxonomy places the organism in Eukaryota, Metazoa, Chordata, Mammalia, Rodentia, Caviidae. The coding region runs from base 82 to 570 and encodes 162 amino acids. The transcript is spliced from 4 exons. The record is from RefSeq and is a predicted model, not a curated record.
CUAACCCCUCAGACCUGAGAAGCUUGGGGGUCCAGCCACCUAGUUCUGCCUGUGUUACAGUGAAGAGGAUCUGCUUAGGAGAUGAAGCUCUUGAACUGGUUAACAGAGAUACUGAUAAUUCUUGGGGUCACAAUUACAAGUGCAAGUGUUGAAGCAGAAAAACAUAUUAAAAGACAAAAAGAAACGAAUGUCACCACACAGGUAUCAAUGAAUGAAGACAAACAAGUUUUAUCACAUAUAUUAGAACAAAGAAAAUUGAGUGAAAUAAUCAAAACAAAAAAUCUCUUAGAAAUCAAGAAGAAACUCAAAUUAAAAAUAAAAAGAAUUGAAAAUAGAGACCUCCCAGAGAGAAAUACAAAUCACUCGUUUAUCCAACUUCAGACAGGUUGCUGUGGUCUGUAUCCCAUAGAUGAGAAACCAGAAGUACAGAGAACUCAGGUAAUGUGCACGACAUUGCAAAGCUGUUUUCUAGGGAAACGGGAAUGGAAACUCGGAGCUUCUGGAAUUACUGCCCUCUACCUCCUAGCCACUAUGUUGUAUGUGCCUCACAAAAAUAAGCUGGCAUUAUGA